AUGGGAACGACUGCCGAAGCGCCGAGUCAGGGACGAGUCGUCGCCGCCACACAACCACGAGGACGGGUAGAUACGCAUCUCCGAAGAAGACGAGCACUGCAGACAAUCGACUAACGUGCGGGGUCAAGCCGCUCCCAGCUCGCUCCGCUUUUGGCCCAGUUUUCGCGGGUAUACGGGCAUACUUGACUGGUGAGUGCUGUCCAAUCUUACAACCGGGCCUAAUCGCCACGCUAGAGCAGAAGAAAGCGGCUCGCCGGACCCAGUGGACGCCACAAUCAAGGCUAAAGAGGUAGCGCACGCGCUGCUCCAAAAGCGGCAGCGCAGCGCGCCGCACAUUCGCACGGUUCGGUACAGCAUUAUAUACGCUGUCGCAAAUACACGAGACGUCUCCUCCCGAGAAAACCGCCGUCUCCGCUCACCGCCCCGCCGCCCGCAGGCAGUCGAUCGACAACAGCGCCACGAAACCAUGCUCAAGGCGGGCCAGGCGGCGACGCGCGUCGUGCGCGCCUGCGUCAAGGACGCCAAGGCCGCGGCCCUCGCGAGCGAGGCCAAGAGCUACUACACGGUCAUCAAGUACGAGACGACGGGCGGCCAGGCGAAGGAGCUGUCGCGCGAGACCUUCGGGCAGAAGGAGUAGAGAGUAAGACGUGUUUAUUUAAA
Messenger RNA from Pelagomonas calceolata, 660 nucleotides. NCBI's taxonomy places the organism in Eukaryota, Pelagophyceae, Pelagomonadales, Pelagomonadaceae. The record is from the annotation of a GenBank genome assembly.